Molecule: messenger RNA, 2154 nt
Organism: Akanthomyces muscarius
Lineage: Eukaryota; Fungi; Ascomycota; Sordariomycetes; Hypocreales; Cordycipitaceae
Exons: 4
Coding region: 1-2154 (717 amino acids)
Biological process (GO): positive regulation of transcription from RNA polymerase II promoter by galactose; DNA-templated transcription
Cellular component (GO): nucleus
Molecular function (GO): zinc ion binding; RNA polymerase II cis-regulatory region sequence-specific DNA binding; DNA-binding transcription factor activity, RNA polymerase II-specific
Source: RefSeq, a predicted model, not a curated record
AUGGCAGACUCCGCGCCGCCCACAACAGGCUCUAAGCGCCGACGCAUAGCUCUUGCAUGCACUUCUUGCCGCACUAGAAAGUCCAGGUGCGAUGGGCGACGACCCACGUGUUCAACGUGCCAGCAGCUAGGCUUUGAAUGCCAAUAUGAUGCGCCAGACUCCACAACAAAUAUCAUUGUCCAGAAAGACUAUGUUUCGGGCCUUGAACAGCGUCUCAAGAAAGUCGAGCAUGUCUUACAAAGGCAUGAUGAUUUGUUGACCGGACACUUGUCUGCCUGUGCUCCGGGCCGAGAGCCCUACGAAGAGCUUCCGGGGGGUUCAUUGCCCUUAAGAGGAGCGAAUUUCAAUGAUGGGAUCGAGAUUGAUGCUUCAGUCAUUGAAUCUGGCGACUCGGAGAGUGAGGCGGAAGCUAGAACAGACGGACUAGCCAUAACCUUUGUCGACGAGCGCGCCGCUGCUUAUUUUGGCGAGUCGUCGAACAUUGGCUUUGUUCGCUACCUGCUUGCCUCGGUUUCAUCCAUCUGGGGCGCCAAGCAGCCAGAAGGGCCUCAGCUAAAUAAAGGUGACAAUGCAGACGUCAAACGCAAAACGAUACUAUCAUCGGAGCACUCUCCCCUCGGCGCCCUACCUACAACUCCGCAGUCGCUGGCAACGUCAUCGCGAUUGCCGGCUGUAGAGGACAUGGAAAUUAUGAUGAAUCGAUAUUUUAAUACCAUGGGUCUCCUGUUCCCAUUCCUACACGAAUCGACCUUUCGACAGACGUUCAAUGCCUUCAAGGCGAGCGGCUUUAACAAGGUUCGACAAACUUGGCUUGGGGAACUCAACUUGAUCUUUGCCAUCGCAAGUAACAUCAACCGAGGCAAAACUUCAAAACAGUGCUUCGAAGAAUCACUGGUUUAUUACAGAAGAGCAAUGUCGCUGUGUGGCGCAUCAUCGUUGCGAACCGUCAGUCUCGACAUUGUCCAAUUCCUUCUUCUGCAAGCGCUCUACCUGCAGGGCACGCCUCAAGCAGGCGAGGCCUGGAGCGUACACGGCCUCCUAGUCAGGAGCGCAGUAGCACUUGGCUUGCACAGUGACAAAGUUGGACGGCAGCUGGAUGAAAUUGUGCAGGAGAUGAGAAAUCGAACCUGGCACACAAUUUAUUGCCUGGAUACUGUCCUUAGCGCAACAUUUGGUCGUCCUUGCGCAAUUAUUCCUGCUCACAUGACAGUGCGCCUACCGCAGGCAUGGCCCGUACUAGCAAAUGCUCAGCUCGGCAAUUCCCCCGAAACAGCUCAGGUGGCAACCGACUUUUUGUCCAUCUCUGUUCAGUUGUACCAAAUCAUGGGUCUCUCCAUUGAAGCACAGUACAAUGGAAACAUUGGGACGGAGCAAAACGAGGAUGAAGUGUCUAUGCUUCAGACUGCGAGCACGCUCCGGCAAAAGCUGCGAAGAUGGGCGGAAACAUUGCCUUCCGAUUUUGCAUUACUGCCAAGUAGUUCGCCGGAUUUAAAACACAGCUCCAGGAUGAAUAAGCUGCGGGCCAUCACGACGGUAAGGUACCACAGCAUAUCGAUACUAAUUCACCGGCCACUGCUGUGCGUCACUCUCAAGCAUCUAUCCAAGAUCAAUGGAAGACAUGACGUGGAGCUUCCAUACACGACACAGUUGGCCAUGGCUGAGGCAUUUGAGUGUAUUUCUUCUGCAGAGGAGACAAUCGGGAUGGCUGCCUCGGUUUUCGGAGGCGGUCCGGUGGAGGACAGCAACCUUGGAGUAUGGUUCUUUACUCUGUACUACGUUUUUACUGCAGCACUCAUGGUGUGCGGCGGCAUGCUCUGUGCCCGACACAGUCACCGCGUGAAUGCGGAAACUGUCGUGGCGGAAGGCCGCUUGAAUCUUGUGAGAGCCGCAGAUGCCCUUGAGAACCUAGACAAUAGCAACCCUCUUGUCAAGAGAUGCGUAAAGUAUAUUCGAUAUCUGUCUGAAUUGCAAGAUUACCGAUCUGAUUCCGACAUCUACGAUGUCCCAUCCGAGGAAGUGGGCGUGUUUGGUCAAAUGGAAGGCGUCGAUUUCAUGGGAAUGGUGGAUUUGCUCGAUGACCACAGCGGACUUGGCCCGUAUUUGGCUGCUGAGCUGUUUGAUACUGCCAUGUUUGAUUCGCUGACAAUGCCCUAG